AGGAAGAAGAAGAGAAUCAAUCACACAAGAAAAACUAUAUAAUUCUUCAUUCUUAUUAUAUAUAUAAAUAGACUUCAAUCUAAGCUUCGUUGUAGCUUCGUUCAAUGUUGUUCUUUUAGAUCUCGAAGAACACAAAAAGAGAAUUUACAGAAGAAAAAAUCAAAAACCAUGGCGUCUAAAUCGAAGCAGCAUCUUCGUUAUCAGCCGCGAAAGUCUCCGUCACGAUCGACUCAGGCGUUCACAGUGCUAAUACUUUUACUCGUAGUGAUUCUGAUUCUUCUGGGUCUUGGGAUUUUGUCACUGCCUAAUGCUAAUAGAAACUCUUCCAAGACGAAUGAUUUGACCAACAUUGUUAGGAAGAGUGAGACGAGUUACGAGGAAGGGAAUGGAGAACGUUGGGUUGAAGUGAUUUCUUGGGAGCCUCGAGCUGUUGUGUAUCACAAUUUCUUGACCAAUGAAGAAUGUGAGCACUUGAUCAGCCUGGCUAAACCAAACAUGGUUAAGUCAACUGUUGUUGAUGAGAAAACUGGUGGGAGCAAAGAUAGCAGAGUAAGGACUAGCUCAGGAACUUUCCUUAAAAGAGGACAUGAUGAAGUUGUCGAGGUGAUUGAGAAAAGGAUUUCAGAUUUCACCUUCAUUCCUGUUGAAAAUGGUGAAGGUCUUCAAGUUCUUCACUACCAAGUUGGGCAGAAGUAUGAGCCUCACUAUGACUAUUUCUUGGAUGAGUUCAACACCAAGAAUGGAGGACAAAGAAUAGCUACUGUGCUUAUGUACCUCUCGGAUGUCGAUGAUGGUGGCGAGACUGUGUUCCCUGCAGCAAAAGGAAACAUUAGUGCAGUGCCAUGGUGGAACGAGCUCUCAAAAUGUGGCAAAGAAGGACUAUCUGUUCUACCAAAGAAGCGAGAUGCUUUACUUUUCUGGAACAUGAGGCCUGAUGCCUCUCUAGACCCUUCGAGUUUACACGGUGGAUGUCCAGUGGUGAAAGGAAACAAAUGGUCAUCCACGAAAUGGUUCCAUGUCCACGAGUUCAAGGUUUAAGAGAAACAAAACACAAAAGCUAAAACUCGAGGAGGUUUCCACGGUAGCUUCAAAUUUGUGUGGAUACAGGUAAACAGGUGUAAUGUGUAUUUCCCUUUUGAAAUGAGAGAUCUUUUAGGACAUUGGAGGCUGUUCUUUCAUGGGGAUUAUUUGAACUUUUUCUUUGGAACUAUUUAAAACUAUUUGUACUUCACGACAUGUUCGGAUCUGAGUUUUGUAACUUUAACAACUGAAUACAACCAUGCAUUUUCAGGUUUACAUGCACAACUAUAUUGAGUUGAUUAAUAGAGUUGAACAAAAUGUUUGUAUUGA
This is a messenger RNA of Capsella rubella, 1350 nucleotides long. Its product is annotated as prolyl 4-hydroxylase 5. Gene Ontology annotation, biological process: peptidyl-proline hydroxylation to 4-hydroxy-L-proline. The coding region runs from base 169 to 1038 and encodes 289 amino acids. Gene Ontology annotation, cellular component: endoplasmic reticulum. Gene Ontology annotation, molecular function: iron ion binding; procollagen-proline 4-dioxygenase activity; L-ascorbic acid binding. The record is from RefSeq and is a predicted model, not a curated record. NCBI's taxonomy places the organism in Eukaryota, Viridiplantae, Streptophyta, Magnoliopsida, Brassicales, Brassicaceae. The transcript is spliced from 8 exons.